Molecule: messenger RNA, 756 nt
Organism: Penicillium macrosclerotiorum
Lineage: Eukaryota; Fungi; Ascomycota; Eurotiomycetes; Eurotiales; Aspergillaceae
Product: signal peptidase complex subunit SPC3
Exons: 2
Coding region: 1-756 (251 amino acids)
Biological process (GO): protein targeting to ER
Cellular component (GO): membrane; signal peptidase complex
Source: RefSeq, a predicted model, not a curated record
AUGCAUUCCUCUCUGAACCGCGUGCAGUCCGUCUUCGGCUUCUUCACCACUGUCGCCCUGGUGGUUGCCGGGCUGGCUGCGCUCUCGGUGCUCCUAUUCCCUACAGACGCCACGACAGCGUCGGUGCAGCUCAAGAAUGUCCAGGUCGUCAAGGGCCGACCGCACUACUACUCGACCAAGCGCGAAGAAUAUGCCCAGAUUCGCUUCGACCUUGACGCGGACCUAACCCCCCUCUUCAACUGGAAUACCAAGCAGCUCUUCGUCUACGUCUACGCGACCUACUCGUCCUCCGACGUGCCCAGCUCCCAGGUCCCGUACUCUGAGGUCGUCCUUUGGGACAUCAUCAUUCCCGCCGCGCCAUCGCCCUACUCUUUCGAGGCGAUGACCGAAAAAGUCACUGCGCUGCUCCCAGAUUCAGUCGUUUCCACCAUCAAGGGCUCCUCCCCCAAGCGCCGCUCCAAAACCUCCGCCAGCAAAUCGGCCAAGGCGCCCAAGAAGGUCGAGGCCCCAGGGCUACUGCGGCUGCGCGGCCAGAAGGCCAAGUACCAGGUUAGCGAUGUCACGGGCCGGCUGGCGGAGCGGCAGAACGUGACGCUGUCUGUAGGGUGGAAUGUUCAGCCGUGGGUGGGCGCGCUGUGGUGGUCGCCCGGCUCUGGAGCGGUCCCACGGACAGAGGGGACGGUGGUGCAGAGUGCGGCGUUUGAAUUCCCAGCGUUGAAGGCGAAGAAGACCGAAGGGCAGCAGAAGAGUGAUUAA